GACAAAGCCGUGGGCGCCUCAAUGCUCAUCGUCGCCUCGGCCGUCUUCCUCUACUACACCAUUUGGACGCUCUUACUACCCUUCGUGGACUCCGACCAUCCCCUGCAAUCUCUCUUCCCACCCCGAGUCUGGGCGAUCCGCAUACCAGUCAUCCUCCUCCUACUCGGCGGCGCGGUCGUAGGGAGUUUCUUGAGCGUCGUCAUGAUCAGGAGUAACCGGAAGAAAGCGCUCAAGGCGAAGCAGAAAGCG
Molecule: messenger RNA, 249 nt
Organism: Baudoinia panamericana UAMH 10762
Lineage: Eukaryota; Fungi; Ascomycota; Dothideomycetes; Mycosphaerellales; Teratosphaeriaceae
Exons: 2
Biological process (GO): GPI anchor biosynthetic process
Cellular component (GO): dolichol-phosphate-mannose synthase complex; endoplasmic reticulum membrane
Molecular function (GO): enzyme regulator activity
Source: RefSeq, a predicted model, not a curated record